GGCGGGGCCAGUGGGAGUUACUCGGGUGUGAGCGAAGGGACGACGGAGCUGUCAAACGGCAACAAUCGCCUGAAAUAUUAACCCGGGCCGCGGUACAACAAACAUCGUCCUUUGCUCUUUUGUGGGAACGAGGACGACAGAAACAGACGUGGAGGUCACUUUGAGCUUUUGGGUAUUUGGACUCUCAAGCCGUCGGCGACGGAAAACUUCCUGUUUUGUGCGUGUUAGUGGAUCUCAGGCUCAUGUUUGUUAGCUUUUCUCUUAGCUUAGUUUUGUUGACAAACUAGCCACAGAGGGAGCUGCGUUACCAACUUCGCUGUUUCGGGGGGUUCGCUUGCCGUCUUCAACACAUGCUAGCCGCGGAAAAGGCAUGGAACUCAGCUUAAACUCUUCCUGCAAACAACUCUAUGAAAUAACAACAGGUCUCCAAGGGCUUCCUAUACAUCUGUCAAACAUGUGAAAACCCUCUCAUCCAGGUGGACUCCCCAGUUACAAGCAGCGAGGAACUCGACACGUAGGAAACAUCUUGGAGGCAGCCAGCGUGUGUCACCAGGGCUGCCCUAAUCAACAUUUAAAACUGAAGUCUAUAAGAAGGCCCAUUUACCCUCACUGGUAUCACCAUUUUUCACAUCACCAUGGACCGGAAUAAACGCAACUCCAUCGCUGGGAUCCCUACGCGAGCCGAGCGGAUCGGUGAGGACAAAGAUGGUAUCGGAGGGGUAGGGGUCUGCGAGAUGGCCAUGGUCCCGCCCUCACAGGUGGGCAGGGUAUGGCCAUCGUCCUACAGAGCCCUCAUCAGUGCCUUCUCCUGUCUUACACGCCUUGAUGACUUCACCUGUGAGUGGAUUGGCUCGGGAUUCUUCUCUGACGUCUUCAAGGUACGUCAUCGAGCUACAGACCAAGUUAUGGCUCUGAAGAUGAACAAGCUCAGCAGCAACAGAGCUAACAUGUUGAGAGAGGUCCAACUAAUGAACCGGCUUUCCCAUCCACACAUACUCAGGUUCAAAGGAGUGUGUGUCCAUGAGGGCCAACUUCACGCUCUGACAGAGUACAUCAAUGGUGGAAACCUGGAGCAGCUUCUAGACAGCAACAAACACUUGAGUUGGCCCACGAGGGUGAAAAUGGCCUGUGAGAUCGGCAGCGGCCUGGCCUACUUGCACUCCAAAGGCAUAUUCCACCGGGACCUCACCUCCAAGAACUGCCUGAUCAAAUGUGAUGACAACUGCUACACUGCGGUGGUGGGAGACUUUGGCCUGGCAGAGAAGAUCCCCACCAAUCUUGCUGAAGUAGAGAAACUGUCAGUGGUUGGUUCUCCUUUCUGGAUGGCUCCAGAGGUGCUGAGGGAUGAACCUUACAACGAGAAGGCGGAUGUGUUCUCCUAUGGUAUAGUCAUGUGUGAGAUCAUUGCGAGGGUCCAGGCUGACCCGGACUUCCUGCCCCGCACAGAGAACUUUGGCCUGGACUAUCACACGUUCCAGCACAUGGUGGGGGACUGUCCGCCAGACUUCCUCCAGCUGGCCUUCAACUGCUGCAAUAUGGAUCCUAAACUCCGUCCAUCCUUCCCAGACAUCGUCAGACACCUUGAGGAGAUUCUCGCACGCCUUAAAGUUGAAGAGAUGGAGCAUGAGUGCGUCCCACUCAGCGGGGACAACGACAAGAAGACCAUACCCAAAGGUGAGAAGAUCCAGGGCUUCAAGCGACUGAACUCUCUGGGUUUCCAGGACGAUAAAAUCCCGCCAAAAUCCCCCCGCCCCCGCCGAAACAUCUGGCUCAGCCGCAGCCAGUCGGACAUCUUCUCCUGCAAACCAGGAAGGAAAGUCAACGUCCAGGAUCCUUACUAUAACCCCCCCAUCACUCACGGAGCCUCUAAAGCUCGCAAGAUCAACCCGUUCACCGCCCGCGAGGACCUGUGCGGGGGGAAGAUCAAGUUUUACGACGUGCCCAGCAAGUCGGUCUUCUCGCUGGUGUUCGACCUGCACUCUCCUCCGGGGAGUGUGUUCAGCACCCAGCCGUCUGCUCGGGGGCCCGGAGGAGCCCAGCAGGAGACGUCGUACUACUGGCAGCAGUUGCCGGGGAGACAGUGUCACUCCCUACCGGUGUCCCCCCAACUGCCCCGCUCCGACGUCUCCCACCUGGCUGCUGCUGCUGUUAGCUCCAACAACAACGGCUCUGUUACCUGUAACCUCAGCCAGCUCUCCACAACGCUGCCACCAACCAACUCCAGGUGUGACACAGGCCUUAUUGGAAAUGACGUCCGGCAGAAAGGAGUGCUGAGUGGCUGGGUGAAGAAAUACGUCGUGGUUGAGAUCCCGCCUUACUGCAGGCAGAGAGGAAGGGAGGAGGAACAAGAGGGACAAGGGAGGAAGGAGGGAAACGAGGAGGAUGAAGCUGGGGAGAGCUGGUCUCCGAUGGUCCCCAGCAGCGACAGAAACAGUGGGGAGGCGAUGGACUGCUCCACUAGCCUGGCCGAAGGUGAGGGACAAGACAGAGUGGCAGAAACACACUGCCCCAUGUAACUAACACACACACCCACACACACAAAUGGAGGAUUUGGUGGAUUUGGAAAAGAGAGGGAUGGAUUUUUUUUCCCUGGACUGAGGACAGAAGCAGUAGACAGAGACAGAAACCUGCCUCAUGUAACACACAUUGAAACACACAAACACACACACACACACACACACACAAACAGCAGAGAGGGACACUUUUCCCCCUGGAGGCAUCAGACUGACAGACCGGACACAUUUCAAAGGUUUUUGAAAAAAUAAAAAGUAUAAAAAAAGAGAAAAACCACUUAAGUUUUUUUUUUUUAUCUGCCAAGUGAAUUUAUAACGGGGAUUCAUAAAUCUAGCACACCUGAUGUAGAUAAAGAAGUCUCUUCUAAAGAUAUUAUAACCCAGGUCUCCGUUCAGCACAAACAAAUUGUAUCAACACAAUGGACACUUGGCAUAGAGAUUAUUUUUUUGAAAAAGGUUAAUAUUUAAUAUUGUGAGAUGAUUUAGAUGUUUUCUUUUCUUUUAACGGUGUCUUAUGUUAGGCAUUUUGUCCAUGAUAAGGUUUAUUGAAGAUCCCUUGUGUUGUGUAUGUGCGAGUGUUUAAAAAUCAGGGCUCGUGUUGUGAUACUUUCCUCCUGUGUUCUGUUUAUGCUAAAUAAAUAAAAAAGUCCUAUAUGUUUCUGAUUAACAAGACAGAGCGCUGAUAUUAGGACAAGGAAAUUUAGAGGAGAUUUAGUAUAACUGUGUGUAAAAAAGAGACAAGAGUUGAAUCUCUAACCAUGUUAGCAACCCCACCGAACUAGACUGCAGAGGUAAAACAUUUAAUCAGGUCUCCCCAAGGUGAUUCACCUAACAGCGAUGGUGAAUAAGAGAGGAGCCACUGGAUGACAUGGUGGCCUUUUCCUUGGGUCAGGAGUGCUGUAAAUCAGUCCAGCUAACACCAUUCAGCAGUCAAAGCCGAGCAUUCACAGGCAGCCAGGGCGAGACAUCCCAUCCAGAAGACAAACUGUAGCCAAAUGUAGUAGUAAAAGGACACUGUAAAGUUUUUUUUUUACAUUUAAAAGUUGCUUCUCAAAAGCCAACUUUCAAAUCUCGGAUGUUGGAGUUUAAUCAAACGCACCAUAAGUUUUCAAAACAGUCUCCAUAGCCUCCAUAGCCUCUCUAUUCACACACAAUGAUUAGACAAAAUUAAGCCACAUUAAAAGUAAGACUAUGUAACUUUUGAAAGAAAAGAUAACAAUCUUCCUCUUUCAAAUGAAAAGUUGAAUUACUUUUUCACUUCAGAACACUCAGGGAUUUACCCGCCAUAGCCGUCCUCGGUCUGGUAUUACCAGUAGCUCAUGGUGGCUAAUGUUAGCACACUUUAGAAAUGGUUGUAUUGACUUUAUUAACUGUUGUGUACCACAUCCUUUUUGUGUCACAAAUACAGUUGCCAAAGGCAAAAAUCCACUUUCACCCUGAGUCAUUAAAGCAACGAUUCACAAAAUCCAAAAUGAAUUUAAAUCCAGUCAUGCUGUAAUUCAUGGCUACAGUGGAUGAUGUUCUGCAAAAGUUGCGUAGUCUCACUUUAAACUCACAACUGAAACUUGUAGAAACAAGGUGCUCACUGAAGAUGGGAAAUCACCUACUAUAAAGGGUAUCGUUCAGAAAUAUUAAAAUUCCGAUACUGUGUUCUCAAUACCGGUUCCUAAACAAUAAUUUUUUCAAUACCAAUUUUAUAAAACAAAAAGAAAUUACAACAUCACAAACAUAUUAUUUAUUUAUUUAGCUCCUACCCGGUGAGCCCCGUCUUUCUGUGUAACUUAGUUUUUGUGUGUGUUUCUAAGUAGUGUAACGUUAGACAGCCAAUCACAGACAUUAUUAGAUCUUGGCAAUAGCACGCUCUAUGCUUAUUGGCUCACUGAUACUGAUUUUCUUCUUGGGUUGGGAAUAAGGCAUUUUUCCAUACUCAAUACUAUUGGUACCCAGCCCUAAACAGCAGUAAUGUAAAAUAUACAUCAUCUAUAUACAAAAACAGAUAAUACAUUUGUCAAAUAAGCUGCAAAAAUGUCCUGAAACAGUGAUGUGAAACAAACGGCGGUAAACGGUUGAUGCUCCUUCCAGAUUGUUGGUUAUCGGUCACAACCGGAAAGUUGCCAUGGGCUCGUUGUUUCAAUUUGAUGCUGAGAAGACGAGAGGCUUGCUUAGGUCCUACGUGCAGCCUGCGGUGUUUUCUGCCCCCAACAUGUCCUUCCAGGCAGCACGGCAGUGGUUACGUGUAGGGUUAGCUGCCUGGAAGGCGAUGUUGGAGGCAAAAAACACCAUCGAGCGCAGCCUGCUACCCUCAAGUUAUACUGCCCCAUGCAAAGACAAAAUUGUAUGUUUAAUUUAUUUAAUAAUUAAUUUAAAUCCCACAUUUAAAUCCCACACAAACACACUAGGUUUAAUUCUGUCUCAACCGCAGCGUCUUAAAGAAAAAAGAUACGGCUAAACUUCAUUCACCUUUAAAGUCCAGAGACUUCACAUAAUGGAGGCAUUUGACAUGAAAGGGGCAGAUGACUCAGUCUCAAAGAAUACAACCCCGGGGUUGGAGGAAUAAUAUUUCGAUUUUGAGGGAAACUGCACAACCUGGUGUUACAGUUCUUACCGCUCAGACGUGCCUGUUGUCGAGUUGUCCACUCUGUUGUGAAGAAAAUGUCCAAAUCGAGUUGAGCUGAUUAGUGUUUGAAAACCACACCUAAAAUAGGUGUGUUCUAUCCCAAAUUAUUAGUGCUAAACAAAUGAAUCCACUUUUUUCUUUUCUUGCAAAGAUGGUUCAGCCUAACUUCACGUGGUGGGAGCUGACUUCAAAUACAAUGUGUGUUUUCUUUUAACUGGAGCACAUUUAACCUCAGAAUGGUUUUCUAAAUGUUUGUGUACAAACUAAAUGACUGUAGGUUUCUCUUUGUUGAAGCCAGUUUGUCUUUGUUGUUCCAUUCUGCUGAUCUCAGACUCAUAUGGUCCCAUCACUUCAAUAGGCACUAAAAUGCACUUGUAAGGCGAUCUCCUAUGAACUUAUCACUACUUUUCUAUGCAACCAAUGUAACGUUUAUGACACUGUUUUACAGUAUAAAGGAUCUAAUUUGAUAUUUAUAAGAAAACCUUUUUAAUGUCUUACCUUUGUAUAUUUGUGUAAAAAGUGUGUGUUACCUGCCUGGAUGAAUGCAGAUUGAGAUGUUGUUUUGCUGAUAGAAUAACAAAGCUUCUCAGAG
This is a messenger RNA of Etheostoma spectabile (orangethroat darter), 5722 nucleotides long. RefSeq names its product testis associated actin remodelling kinase 2 (gene tesk2). Gene Ontology annotation, molecular function: protein serine/threonine kinase activity; ATP binding. The coding region runs from base 636 to 2516 and encodes 626 amino acids. Gene Ontology annotation, cellular component: cytoplasm; nucleus. The record is from RefSeq and is a predicted model, not a curated record. Gene Ontology annotation, biological process: actin cytoskeleton organization; protein phosphorylation. NCBI's taxonomy places the organism in Eukaryota, Metazoa, Chordata, Actinopteri, Perciformes, Percidae. The transcript is spliced from 14 exons.